GUGUCUACCUUUACGCCGCUAAAACACUAACAAUCGUUAUUAAAUCUAAAAUAUUAAUGCACAGUCGUGGCCUUUAUUCAGCUAAGAUAAUUAGUGAACGUCCCGAAUGACCAUAACACUUAGGACAAGGGUUUUGUAAAUUCAGAAAUAAACUGCAAGUGUUUUCUUAUUCUACAGUUCUUUAAAUUACGUUUUUUAUGUGUUUUUUUAAAAAUAUUGUUUAUUUCUAAACAAAACCUUGAUCCUUAGUGUUAUAUUCAUCUGUGAGGCUCACUAUUUAUAUUAUCUCAAUGAAAAAGUCACAACAUUAAGUGAAGUUGACUAUCGUCAAAAUUCAUAAAUAUCUAAAUAACUUUUAAGCUACGUAAUAUCAGGCAACAUAUACGUAGGUUUAAUCAAUGCAUAUUAACUCUUCUAUCGGCCUGGUUUCGUAAGUCAGCGAUUAUUUUUACACCCUGUAUAUUAUAUGUGGAUAUUGAUAUAUUAUAUCGAAUUUGUCAGAUGCAUGUGUAUGUCAGUAUUAUUAUUCGAAGCUCUAUGGUUACACGAAAUGGAAUGUCCCACUGACAUAUUUAAAUAUAUAAUAUUAUAUUGAAAACUGAAAAAAGGAAACGAAUAACAGGUUUACGCAGGAUAUAAAAGAGUGAUUGGAAACGGGUCCCAAAUUUAUAAUUAAUAAUAUUUUAUAUUAUUUACGGUCUUUGGUUUUUAAACCCACGAUUAAGAUAUCAUCAUGGAUAUUUUACGGGUUUUAAUGGAAAGGACUUGGGUUUAGUGAAAGGUGUGAGGUUAUGGUGGCGAAAUUUAGCUGCCCGGCCAAUAAGAGAUUCCUUCAUAUGACAUUGUGCAGCAAUCAAAGUAGUUUUGAAUACAUCGUCAAAAUCAUACAUAGCGUGAAAAUGACACAUCUAUUGGACUAUUGUAAUAAUAAACAGCAAACCAUAUUACACAUGGCUAUUGUAAACGACCUGCCUCGAAUGGUCUCUUUACUUAUUGCAAAAGGUUGCAAUCCAAUGAAUAAAGACAGCGAGGGCGACAAUGCGGUGCACUACGCUGUGAGGAGCGAAUGUUGUUUAGAAGCAUUAUUGGACGCCAUCAAAAAUAACAAUGUUCGGUGCGAUUUGAACGACUGCAAUAACGAGAAGCAGACGGCGCUGCACCUGUCGACGAGCGGCGCGAGCGCGCGGCAGCUGGCGGCGCGCGGCGCCGACCCGCGCGUGCGCGACGCGCAGGGCCGCACGCCGCUGCACCUCGCCGCCUACGACGACAACUGCGACGUCGUCAGGGCGCUGCUCGAGUUCGUGUCGCCCUCGGAAAUAGACGUUGUGGACGGCUGUGGCAACACUGCGUUACAGAUCGUCUGCGGCGGCUCCGUUAAGAAGAACACUUUGGAAAUAGUAAAACUGUUGCUCCAAAAAAAGGCUGAUCCGAUGAAGCAAGAUGAGCACAACAUAUCGGCGUGGAAGAUGGCGCGCGAACACUCCGAAAUACGGGACGCGAUGAAGGACUAUGUCCCCGCCGCCGCGUACGAGGAGGACACCAAGUCGGAAAUGGACGAUGAGUUCGAAUCCGCUGAUGAGGAGGACUACCGGAUGGGUUCCGGAUCGGGCGCUGUGAGUCUGCCGGAGCUGGGCGCAUACGUGGAGGCGCUGAGCGCGGCGCUGGAGGCGCGCGGCGCGUGGCGCGCGCUCGCGCACCGCCUCGGCCUCGCCGCCGCGCUCGACUGGUGCGCGCGACAGCACGCGCCCGCGCGCACGCUGCUGCUGCACCUCAAGGAAUGCAGAAACGACAUAUCCUCGAAAACGUUGGCUGUAAUUCUAGAAGAUAUGGGAGAAUUAGAGGCUGCUUCAAUUAUAAGGAGACACAUAGAGUGACAUAUUUUGCGACCAAAGACUAUUAGUAGUAGGCAUUGUACUCGAUUAAGUUUCGUUUUUAAUGUUAGGAAAUCGAUUCAUAAGUGACUAAGGCUCACAAAAAAUGUACCAUAACACACGGGAAUUGUAACACACGAUAACACACAGAAAAUAGGCAACACACUGGAAAUAUUGUUAAAAUUAGUGCACACCAAAAAAGAGUACUUUAUUUUAAAUAAAAUACUAUAUGCACCAAUUUGUUUAUUUAACUCAAGAAAAAUAUUAUUAUAUCCUAAUCAAAAUAAUUAAUAUUAUAUAAUUAUAAUAAUAAUUUAUCCUUUCCCGACAGAGCUUUUGUCUUUCGGCAGGUGUGAUAAUAUUUUAUUUUACAAAACAUGGAACGACUAACUUCAAUCGUCUAAGUUUUGAUAUGUGGUCGCCAUUAUGAUAAUAUUUCCAAUGUAAACUAAGUUUAAUACCUUUCAUGUGUAUUACGUCACACAAUUACGUAACACACGUAACCCACGUGAACAAACACACGUGAAUAACAGAACCUAAAAUACUCGUAAAUUAAUUAAAUGCAAUGUAAAUGAGUGAUAAACUACACUAUAUCACAAUAUUCAUAUCCCUCUUAUUUGUUUUUAUACUUUAUAGACAAUUUUAGCUACUUACCAUGCAAAAUUACUUCUGAAAAGUCGCUAAAAACAAAGUACGAAAAAUAAAGUUCACCAAAGAAUUCCCGUUUCUACAAAAACUAAAAUGUUAGAUAGGAAACUGAUAUAUCAUUUUGAAAGUAGUAAAGUCGUCAUUAUAAAAUUACAUUUUCUUACGACGUAGUUUGGCUCAUGAAAAUUAUAGGUGAGGUACAUUUUUUUUGAGCCUUAGCCAACUUGUAUCUAUGUUGCGGUCUUCUCGUUGAAGCGUGUUCACCAGCAUGGUAUCAAAAAUGUAAACAAAUAUCGAUUUACUUAUUAUUCUUAUCUAUAGUAUAUAUAAUUCUAUGACUACCGUAACUAAUAGUUACUGUAGUUUUGAAGAGGUGGAAUAAAAAGGCCUUUAAUAAAAGUAAUUCGCAAAGGGGGUAGAUCUAUUUGUUAACAUUUGUGCUACAUGGUUGGUGAUCACACUUUAAUUGAAUUGUAAAAUGGUGCAAGUGCGAAAUUAUUUUUUAAUUGUACGUAAUAAAUGUAAUUUUGACAUAUUCUGAGGAAUUCAUUAUUGGAUAUUAAGAAUAACAAUAAUUAUUAUUUUGAAAUCAACGAAUGAAAUUUUGGUGAAUUUUAUUUAAUCAUCUUCUUUAAUUAUUGCAAUUGUAGAAGAUGCUAGAGUAAUUAAAUAGAUUAAUAAAAAAACUGUUGUAAUUUUUAACCGUGCUUUUUGCCUUAAUAGUCAUUUUUAAUAAUUUUCCCUCGCCUCAGUUUUAGUGUCAAUAUAAUAUUGUAACCAGUGAAACCAUCUCAUGUUAAAAUGACAUAAGCUCACGUUAGUACCCCUUAAAGUGUAGGCAGAAAUAAAGCAUCUGCAAACAUAGUUCGCCCAUUCUUUGUCAACGACGCGUCCUUGAUCGGGUAUCGCCUUGUCAGGCUAAAAGUCUAACCCCAAGUAACUCGCCUUUGAGUUGUUUUUAUUUUUAUAGUUUGCUGUUUGACUGCAAUAGGUCUAGGCGCCUAGUUUAUGUUAAGUUGAAUAUCGCUACAUUGUAUAAUAUGAAUUAAUAAUAUUAGGGCGGUAUUACUUUUAAGCUGUGUAAACUUUUUAAUAUGUGUUUUGUUACGUAUCGCCUUAAAAGAAUUGGAAAGGAAUGAUAACCGUCUUUUUUAUAUUUUUCACAAAACCAUAGACAAUGGUUGACAAUUUGUAAAAAGGCCUUCUGGUUUCGCGGUAUUUUAAUUAAAAGCGCGAAACAAGAAGGCGUGUUUACAAAUAAAACUCAACUGACUCUGAUGCACAUAGCCAGAUUUUUUUAAUAUUUUUUCGUAAUCAAAAAAUGAAAUUACUUUGACAUCGACUAAUUGUAAUAAUAUUACAAGCAUAUAUAAUAUAUUACACUUUUAAGUGUAAUCAUUUGACUAGUUAUGCUCCAAUUACUUUUUAUUAGACUUCAUAAUUUUACAAAGUUAUUAAGGUUUCUUUAAUUGUACAAAAAAUGCACAUCAAUAUUAUGUGGACAUUAUAUUAUUUAUCAGUGUUGCAUUAAACAUUGAUAGUGUGUUUUUUAAAUGUUAAAUAUACUUAUUUUUCAAUAUUUCGCCAUGAAUUUUUAUUAUAUCAACGUUUUUGAAUCACUUGGGUUUGAAUUGCUUAUUCUGUACUAAAAUACAAACCAUCAUUAAUAUUCUCAGCUUAAUUUGUUGUUAUAUAAUAGCAAAAAUAUGUACUUUUUUUUCGUAAUGGACACUUCAGAGAUCUAAUUAUUAAAGCUCAAAAACAGAACAUGCAUUCAUAGUUAUUCAUCCACGAAUUGAUACUGAAAUACAGUUUAUCACGAAGUGUAUUGCAUAUAUGCAUAUUAUAUUAUGAACUCGUUAACAUUGUAAUGUAAGUUUUUAGUUUCUCGUGUUUAUGCAA
Messenger RNA from Manduca sexta (tobacco hornworm), 4421 nucleotides. RefSeq names its product B-cell lymphoma 3 protein homolog. NCBI's taxonomy places the organism in Eukaryota, Metazoa, Arthropoda, Insecta, Lepidoptera, Sphingidae. Gene Ontology annotation, molecular function: protein binding. The record is from RefSeq and is a predicted model, not a curated record.